Molecule: messenger RNA, 3111 nt
Organism: Neltuma alba
Lineage: Eukaryota; Viridiplantae; Streptophyta; Magnoliopsida; Fabales; Fabaceae
Product: TMV resistance protein N-like
Exons: 5
Biological process (GO): signal transduction; defense response
Molecular function (GO): ADP binding
Source: RefSeq, a predicted model, not a curated record
AUGGCUAUUCAAGUUUCAUCCCAUAGCUUCACCGGCAAACCCAAAUACAGAUUUGAUGUUUUUCUGAGUUUCAGAGGCGAAGAUACUCGCCACACCUUCACUGUGCCUCUCUACAAUGCUUUGCGCCGUAAGGGAAUCAAUGCCUUCAUUGAUGACAAGAGGCUUGGGAAAGGGGAAGAGAUCUCACCUACGCUUCUUAGAGCCAUUGAGAGAUCAAGAAUUUCCAUUAUCGUGUUCUCUAAGAACUAUGCUACUUCCACAUGGUGCCUAGAGGAACUUGCCCAUAUCAUUUGGUGUCAGAAGCAGAAGAACCAGCUGGUUAUGCCCCUCUUUUACAAGGUGGAUCCGUUGGAUGUUCAGUAUCAGAGAAAUAGCUUUGAAACAGCCAUGGCUGCUCUUGAAGAUAGGUUCAGAGAUGACUUGGUGAAAGUGCGGAAAUGGAGGUUUGCUUUGUCUGAAGCAGCUUCUUUGUCAAAGGCCUGGAUUUUUGAAGAUGGGUACGAAACUAGGUUUAUGGAAAUGAUUGUUAAAGAUGCAUAUGCUAUGCUGCCUCCGAAAAAAUUACAUAACAUUGGGUACAUGGUUGGACUUGAGCCUCGAGUGGAAGAAGUGAUCUCACUUUUGAAUCAAUCCGAUGAGAGAGUUUGUAUGUUGGGGAUUCAUGGAAUUGGUGGACUUGGCAAAACAACCCUUGCAAAAUCAGUCUAUAAUUCAAUCUUCUACCAAUUUGAGGGUGCAUGUUUUUUAUUUGAUGUUCAAGAAGCAUCAAAGAAAUAUCUAGGCAUGGUUCGCCUCCAACAAAAACUUCUAUCAGAGAUUCUUGAGGAGAAGACUAUGAUGAUUGGGAGUGUUGAUGAAGGAAUUUCAAGAAUAAAACAUAGACUUUCUCACAAAAAGGUUCUUUUGGUUCUUGAUGACGUUGAUGAGGUUGAACAGUUAGAAAAACUCGCGGGAGGGUGUGAUUGGUUUGGUUUUGGAAGCAAAGUCAUUAUAACAACAAGAAAUAAGCAAUUGCUAGUUGCACACGAUGUUGAAAAAACGUAUGAAAUGAUCAAGUUGAAUGAGUAUGACUCUGGUGAGCUCUUUUGCUGGCAUGCCUUCCAAAUGAACCAACCUCCGUUAACCUAUCAAGAUAUGUCUAGUCGUGCACUAAGUUAUGCACAAGGCCUUCCUCUGGCAUUAAAAGUAAUUGGCUCCAAUUUGGCAAAUAAAAAUUUAGAGGAGUGGAAGUCUAUAUUGGAACAAUAUGAAAGGAUCCCAGAAAGAACAAUUCAUGAGCUUCUAAAGAUAAGCUAUAAUUGCUUACAGGCUGGUGCUAAGCGUAUUUUCUUAGACAUUGCUUGUUUUGUUAACAAAGAGAUGAUGGGAUCUAUUAAAGAAAUAGUAGAAGCUUGUGAUUUUGGUGCUAGGUUUUAUCUUGAAGUUCUUGUUGAUAAAUCUCUAAUAACUUCAGUUCCUGGAGAUGAUGACUUUUUCAUGCAUGAUCUAAUAAGACAGAUGGGAAGAGAGAUCGUCAGACAAGAAGCACCAUUAAAUCCUGAAAAGCGCAGCAGAUUAUGGUAUUACGAAGAUGUUCUUAAAGUACUAAGUGAAAAUUUAGGAUGCAAUAAUAUUGAAGGAAUAAUGCUUGAUCCUCCUCAGCAAGAGAAAGUAAAAUGGAGUGGUAUGGCCUUUGAGAAGAUGAAUAACCUUAGAAUUCUUGUUGCUCGAAAUGUUCAAUUUUCAACUGGUCCUACCUAUCUACCCAAUAGCUUAAGGUGGCUUGAAUGGGAGGGGUAUCCUUCUGCAACUUUGCCAAAAUAUUUUUCUCCUUCAGAGUUAAUCUUCUUGAAGUUACCUGGAAGUUCUUUUAGACUAAGAGAGCCAUCCAAGAUUUUCACUAGCUAUGUGACACAUUUGGAUUUUUCAUUUUGUGAGUUCAUAACUGAAAUACCUGAUAUGUCUCAAUGUCAAUGUUUACGAAGAUUGGAUUUGCGAUACUGUUUCAAUCUGAUAAAAGUUCAUGAUUCAUUGGGAUCUCUCUCAAAGCUGAUGAAACUAGAUGUUACUAAAUGCACCAAACUUUCCAUUUUCCCACGUGAAAUCAAGAUGGCAUCACUUGACAGCCUUUCUUUUAGAGGAUGCACAAGUCUUGAGUACUUCCCACAUGUAGUGGGAAAGAUGGAUGCACUAGACUACAUUUCAAUAGAUGGCACUGCUAUUAAGGAGCUCCCACCUUCGGUUGGAAAUCUUUCUGGUCUUCGAUAUUUAUAUAUGCAUUCCUGCACAAGUCUUAGGGAACUUCCAUCCAGCUUGUUCAUGUUGCCAAAUCUUGAGACGCUUGAUUUCGGAGGCGUUCAUCCUCAGAACAGAAAGUCUUGGAUGAAGUUAAUGCAAGAUACCGAACCUAUUAUCUGCAGCUAUUAUAUGAAGAAAUUGCUUCUCAUGAAUUGUGGUCUGUUGGAUGAAGAACUUCACCUAAUUCUGAACCGUUUUCAAAAUUUGCAAGAGUUACAUCUAUCAAGCAAUGAUUUUGUGUCCCUCCCACAGUGCAUUAAGGAGUGCACCAACUUGUGGGGGCUAGAAGUGAGUGAUUGCAAGAGGCUAAGAGACAUACCAGAGUUGCCAACAAAGUUGCGUCGUAUAGAAGCAGCAAAUUGCACAUCAUUAACUGCAGAAUCAUUGAACAACUUAUAUUCUCAGGCAAAAAAGGAAUUGCUGAACUUGACAAUCAUUGUGCCGGCAACAACAUUUCCUGAUUGGUUCAACUAUUGCGGUGAAGGAGACACGUUGUGUUUUCGCGUUCGUGGGAGUUUACCUCGUGGAAUUCUCGCAUUUGAGGUGGCAGGGAAAGCGAACAGGAGCAAGGAACAAACGUUCCCAGUUUUUAUGAGCAUCAAUGGUGUGGGAUUGGUGAGACAUGAUUUUGAUGAAGUGAAACAAGACCAUUAUGAUAAAUGGCAUAUUCAAGCUCAACAAGGUAAUUUGUUAUUACUUGACGGAUUUAUUCAAUCUACAGAAGAAGAGCAAAAGCAUCUGAACAAGUUUAUGGGGAUGGAUUGGAAUGAAGUGAGAAUACAAGUUGUGACUGACUCGCCAGAUACAUCAGUUAAGUGGGGAGUUUAUGUCUAC